Molecule: messenger RNA, 987 nt
Organism: Penicillium psychrosexuale
Lineage: Eukaryota; Fungi; Ascomycota; Eurotiomycetes; Eurotiales; Aspergillaceae
Exons: 2
Coding region: 1-987 (328 amino acids)
Biological process (GO): retrograde vesicle-mediated transport, Golgi to endoplasmic reticulum
Cellular component (GO): SNARE complex; endoplasmic reticulum
Molecular function (GO): SNAP receptor activity
Source: RefSeq, a predicted model, not a curated record
AUGGCCGUAACGACAUUUCCAUCCGAGGGAUCUCCAGAUCUCGCUCUUCUCAAUGUUGCUCGCCUCUUCACCAGACUCGAGCAUAAUCUCCUCUCUCCGGGGACAGACCGGCGGGCAUUCCAACAAUCAGAAUACCAGCGAAUGCGCGUGAACAAGAACGUCGAAUACGCCCGCUUACUCCUCACCCAACUCGAGCGCUCCCUCCCACAAACUAAACCCCUCGACCGCAAACACGAAGCACAAGCCGAGAUCGCGCGCGACAGACAGCUCCUGAAACGCAUACAGACUGUCCUCGAGGAAGAAGCAGCCAAAGCCGAAGCGAAGCAAGAUGAGGAAGACGAGACCGACGACAUCGACGACGAAUGGAAGGAGCUAUUCUCCAAGCCCGUCACCGAGAAGAAAACUGUCUCGCGCAAAGAUCAGCAGAUACCGGCAAAACCAUCAGAUUCGCAACGAGAAGUAAAAACAGAGAGCCAAACCACGAUUACCUCUUCCGCAACAGCGACUCCAGCAACAACAACCCCAACAUCCACACCCUCAUCAACAAGCCUACCAGCACAAGCAUCACCCCCGACCUUACGAAACCGCUACACAACCCACCCCGCACCACCCUUAUCCACUGAAAAAGCAGCUGCGACUGGAAGGGAUACAACCAAGCUCUCCGGAACAGAAUCCGAACUGAGCACCCACAGACUGGAACAGGAAGAUCUGACAAGCUCUCUCCUCGCGCUUGCUUCGCAGCUGAAAGCCUCCUCGCAUAACUUCCAGGCGACGCUGGAAGGCGAGAAGUCGGCGUUGGACCGCGCGGUGUCGGGCAUCGACCGCACGAGUACCACGAUGGAGGCGGCGGGUAAGAGGAUGGGGAUGUUGCGCAAGAUGACGGAGGGUAAAGGGUUGUGGGGGCGGAUGAUGCUGUAUGCGUGGAUUUUCGGGCUAUGGGUUGUUGCUAUUCUGCUUGUUUAUGUUGGGCCGAAGUUGAGGUUUUGA